Molecule: messenger RNA, 753 nt
Organism: Morus notabilis
Lineage: Eukaryota; Viridiplantae; Streptophyta; Magnoliopsida; Rosales; Moraceae
Product: probable aquaporin TIP5-1
Exons: 3
Coding region: 1-753 (250 amino acids)
Biological process (GO): transmembrane transport; water transport
Cellular component (GO): membrane
Molecular function (GO): water channel activity
Source: RefSeq, a predicted model, not a curated record
AUGGCUCGAACAUCUCUGGUCGCCCGAUUCGAACAAUCAAUCACUCUCAAUGCCCUCCGAGCAUACAUUGCCGAGUUCAUCUCAACCUUCUUCUUUGUCUUUGCUGUCGUUGGCUCUGCUAUGUCAUCGCGAAAUUUGAUGCCUAAUGCAGCGUUGGAUCCAUCUUGUCUGGUGGCGGUUGCCGUCACCAGCGCCUUCGCCCUAUCAUCUGCCGUGUUUAUGGCCGCAAAUAUCUCCGGCGGUCACGUGAAUCCGGCGGUAACAUUCGCAAUGGCCAUUGGAGGCCAUAUCAGCGUCCCAACUGCUCUCUUUUACUGGAUUUCUCAGAUGCUAGCCUCCGUCCUCGCUUGCAUUCUUUUGAAAGUAGUCAUCAUUGGACAGCAUAUUCCAACCUAUACAAUUGCAGAGGAAAUGACAGGGUUUGGAGCAUCAGUUAUGGAAGGUGUUGUAACAUUUAUAUUGGUGUACGCUAUUUAUGCCGCCGGUGACCCUCGACGGGGCACAUUUGGUGCCAUUGGGCCUCUAGUAAUUGGGCUAACGGCUGGGGCCAAUGUCCUGGCAACUGGGCCCUUCUCUGGCGGAUCGAUGAACCCAGCUUGUGCGUUUGGGUCAAGCAUUGUUGCGGGCACUUUCAAGAACCAAGCAGCCUAUUGGGUUGGGCCAUUGUUCGGAGCUGCAAUUGCUGGGCUUCUCUACGAUAAUGUUGUGUUCCCGGCCCAAUCUGCAGAGGUUUCAGAUGGAGUUGGGGUGUAA